AGAUUAUCAUUGGACAAAGCCAUGUGCUUGUUGAUGCUUAUGAGCUUAAUCAAGAUAUUCGAUAAUCAAGAUUUCCAAGUAGUGUUCUUCUCUAUAUAUACCCAUCACUCUCCCUUGAGCUCUCCAAGUUCUCACUUUCCUUAGUCAAAACUCAAAAGCAAUAAACUUUCACUUGCAAUAAUCUUUUCUGAUUCAGAACAUCAAAAUCCAUGGCUAUCAGAAUUUCUCGUGUGCUGCAAUCAUCAAAGCAACUUCUGAAAUCGUUAUCACACUCUUCAAACAGUGUUGAUGUUCCAAAAGGAUACCUUGCGGUUUACGUAGGAGAGAGGAUGCAGAAGAGGAGAUUUGUGGUUCCAGUAACGUACUUGAGUCACCCUUGUUUUCAAAAACUUCUAAGGAAAGCAGAAGAAGAGUUUGGGUUUGAUCACCCAAUGGGUGGCCUCACUAUUCCCUGCACUGAACAAAUCUUCAUCGAUCUCGCCUCUCGCCUAUCGUGAUUCACGUGAAAUAGUAGAUCUAACCCUUUUUCCAGCCGUUUCUUUCAAAACAAUCUCUCUCCCUUGAAAGUGAAACAGAGCUAGAUGUCUUUUUUGACUGAUGUAACAUUCGUUUUAUUCCUCACAUUCAGUGAGUUGUUGUUGAUAUUAAUCAAACUCAAGAAUCAUGAUUCCUUCUA
Molecule: messenger RNA, 676 nt
Organism: Capsella rubella
Lineage: Eukaryota; Viridiplantae; Streptophyta; Magnoliopsida; Brassicales; Brassicaceae
Product: auxin-induced protein X15
Exons: 1
Coding region: 210-497 (95 amino acids)
Biological process (GO): response to auxin
Source: RefSeq, a predicted model, not a curated record